AUGUUGUCUCAAGUUGAUCUCGCGAGGGAAGCUUCUCAUUUGAGCCGGUUUAUAUAUAACUUCCGGAGAUGGAAAGAUGUCUCUUUUCCUAAACCUGUGUAUCCGCUUGUACAUCCUGCUGUUUUGGUUGAGACAUAUGAGCACGGAGAAAGCGUGGCACGUUACGUUGAUGGCAUGGAAGGACAUGAAUGGAUCAAGACUAGAUUGGCUCACAUCGGGACUCAUGCCCUCUUGAAGAUGCUCCUGGUUGAUAACUUUAUUCACGCUGACAUGCAUCCGGGAAACAUCCUUGUCCGGAAAAAGGCUUCCCGAGGAGGACUGUUCAAGACGAAGAAGCCACACAUCGUUUUCCUUGACGUGGGAAUGACUGCAGAGCUCUCAAAGAACGACCGAGAGAACUUACUUGAGUUUUUCAAGGCGGUUGCGCUUAGGGAUGGCCGGACUGCUGCUCUGAGAACACUUAAAUUAUCAAGAAAGCAAAAUUGUCCCAAUCCAGAAGCUUUUAUCGAGGAAGUAGAAGAAGCAUUCAAAUUCUGGGGAACCCCUGAGGGAGAUUUAGUACAUCCAGCAGAUUGCAUGCACGAAUUACUUGAGAAAGUAAGACGUCAUAGAGUUAAUGUUGACGGAAAUGUAUGCACCGUGAUGGUCACAACAUUAGUUCUCGAGGGUUGGCAACGGAAGCUCGAUCCAGGAUACGAUGUGAUGCACACGCUGCAAACAAUGGUGCUGAAAACCGACUGGGCUAAGUCUCUUUCUUACACGGUGGAUGGUCUGAUGGCGCCGUAG
Molecule: messenger RNA, 786 nt
Organism: Microthlaspi erraticum
Lineage: Eukaryota; Viridiplantae; Streptophyta; Magnoliopsida; Brassicales; Brassicaceae
Source: the annotation of a GenBank genome assembly